AUGAGCGAUGCGGAUUUUUCCUUGUCCGACUUCAUCUUCCAUUUCCGCCUCAACGAAGCCGAUGUGCUGGUUGAGGAAUUCCGGCGCACCAACGGAUCACCGUUCAACCCACGCAACGCGCUGACCACGGCGACGGCCAAUAUCAUUUCCGCCCUGUUAAUUGGUAAACGCUUCCACCAUGAGGAUGCGGGGUUUAGUUUCAUUGGGGAGAAGAUGAGUGAGGCGUUGAAGUUGGUCAAUUCGGCCAUGUUGGUCAGCGCAUUUCCCUGGUUGCGCUUGCGGCCGCAUAAAGACUACCGCGUGUAUCUUGGAAAUUUUCGCGAUACCAAGACGUUCAUUCGCGGAUUGAUUAAAGAACAUGAAACGACACGGGUACCGGGGAAUCCGCGGGAUUUCGUGGAUGCCUGGUUGGAUCACGGCGAAUCGGAUAAGAACACCAAGAACAUGUUCACGCGUGAUCGGCUGCUAGCUGUCGGUACUGAUUGA
Molecule: messenger RNA, 486 nt
Organism: Paramacrobiotus metropolitanus
Lineage: Eukaryota; Metazoa; Tardigrada; Eutardigrada; Parachela; Macrobiotidae
Product: cytochrome P450 2C55-like
Exons: 2
Coding region: 1-486 (161 amino acids)
Biological process (GO): xenobiotic metabolic process
Cellular component (GO): cytoplasm; intracellular membrane-bounded organelle
Molecular function (GO): iron ion binding; oxidoreductase activity, acting on paired donors, with incorporation or reduction of molecular oxygen, reduced flavin or flavoprotein as one donor, and incorporation of one atom of oxygen; heme binding
Source: RefSeq, a predicted model, not a curated record